AUGCUAAAAUUGUUUAUAAAGUUUUAUGAGAAAAUUUUAAAUAAAUUUAAUUAUAAUUUAAAGGAUUAUCGCUUUUUGGAGGCAGAAUUAGCUACUAAUUAUCACCCACAAAAUUGGUAUUGUUUUGCUGUUGAUUCGAAGGCAGAUGAUAUAUUUUAUAAAAGUAUUCUGUCAUUAGCUGGGUGCUUCCCAAAUGUUAUUGUUCCACAGGAAAGAUUUUCUGUAGAUAGUACUGGUCGCGGUAUGGGAAAGGCCCAUCUAUCCUGUUUCAAAGAAUUAGUUAAUGAGGGAAGAAAAUGGGAAUAUUUAGUAACAUUACAGAAUCACGACAUUCAAAUAAAAACUAACGAAGAAAUGGUUCAAAUAUUUAAAUGGCUUGAUGGGGCUUGUGAUGCCGAAUUCGAUGUAAACGGUUCAGGCCAACUCGCACGAAUAGCUCAUCUUUUAACAGUAUCUGAUUGGACUUUUGAAUCACUACAUGUUUUUAAAAACGGUUGA
This is a messenger RNA of Meloidogyne enterolobii, 498 nucleotides long. The record is from the annotation of a GenBank genome assembly. Lineage: Eukaryota; Metazoa; Nematoda; Chromadorea; Rhabditida; Meloidogynidae.